This is a messenger RNA of Necator americanus (New World hookworm), 1437 nucleotides long. RefSeq lists its product as uncharacterized. Gene Ontology annotation, cellular component: catalytic step 2 spliceosome. NCBI's taxonomy places the organism in Eukaryota, Metazoa, Nematoda, Chromadorea, Rhabditida, Ancylostomatidae. The record is from RefSeq and is a predicted model, not a curated record. Gene Ontology annotation, molecular function: peptidyl-prolyl cis-trans isomerase activity. Gene Ontology annotation, biological process: protein peptidyl-prolyl isomerization. Bases 1 to 1437 code for a protein of 478 amino acids. The transcript is spliced from 13 exons.
AUGAGUACACAGUACAUAAAUGAACCUCCUACGACGGGCAAGGUGAUUUUGCACUCCACUGCCGGUGACAUUGAGAUUGAACUUUGGACAAAAGAGUGUCCUUUAGCAUGUCGUAACUUCAUCCAACUAUGCAUGGAGAAAUACUACAAUGGGACAAUUUUUCAUAGAUUGGUGAAGGAUUACAUCAUCCAAGGAGGAGAUCCUACCGGUACUGGACGAGGCGGGGAAAGUAUAUAUGGGAAACCGUUCAAGGAUGAGUUUCAUCAACGCCUUCGGUUCAACCGUAGGGGUCUUGUUGGAAUGGCUAAUGCUGGCAGAGAUGAUAACGGUAGUCAGUUUUUCUUCACAGUUGGAAACGAUGUACGCGACCUGGAUAAGAAACAUACGCUUUUUGGAAAGAUUGUUGGCAAUACGGUGUUCAAUAUGCUUAAAAUGACUGAAUGUGACGUGGACGAUAACGAAAGGCCAAGGACGAUCCACAAGAUCACAGGAGUAGAGAUACUCACAAACCCUUUCAAUGAUAUCAAACCCAGAGAACGAGUGAAAGAGAAGAAAGAAAAGAAAAAAGAAAAGAAGCCAGUCGAGACGAAAAAACUGAAUCUACUCUCAUUUGGAGACGAAGCAGAAGAAGACGAAAUGGAAGUAGAGGAAGUGAACAAGAAACUAAACAAGAAAGGGAAAUCAGCUCACGAUGUUCUAACUGACGAUGCAAAACUCAGCAAACAAGUUGCUGUUACUGCUGAUGAGAUGGCAGAUUAUGAUCCUGAUGAAGAUGGUGAACGUGAUGCCUCCACAGUAUCAAGUAUUAGAGCCAAAUUUGCUGCCAAACGGAAGAUCGAAGAAGUCGACGAUGACGGAAAGGACGAAGACUUCGAGAAAAUGAUCGACGAUGAACGAAAAAAGCAGGAGAAGGAGAGGAUGGAAGCAUUACAAGCAGAGCUAAAGGCCAUGCAAAAAGAGCACAUCAAAGCUCUAAGGAAACCGAAAGAGAAGAAUGAUAACGAGGAAGAAGAGCCACAAUCGGAAGCCAUGCAGAUGUAUAACGGGCUUAAGUUGAAGUUUAAAUCAAAAUCGAAGAAUAUUGUGAAGACGAAAGAUCCCAACCGAGAAGGUCAGACAAUGAGCAUGUUGGAGCGAUUCCAAAAACGUUUGGCUGCGUCUAAUCAGUCUGCCAUUUUACAUGACAAAAAGAUCGAAAUUAAAGAAGAAAAGAAAAAAGAAAAGGAAGAAGAUGACGAUGAGAAGAAGUUUGGAAUAGAUUUAGAUGCAGAGGAUACCGUAGGAGAUGACUGGAUGGGUCACAAGUUCCUCGCUGAAGAUGAUGAUCCAAAAGUAUCAAAAGCCAAAGAUGCAAACUUAAGGGAGGAGAGCGAGGAUUGGUACAAUAUCAACGAUCCGAGAAAUAAGAUGAACCAACGGAGACGGGGAGCGAUUUGA